Molecule: messenger RNA, 1618 nt
Organism: Cajanus cajan (pigeon pea)
Lineage: Eukaryota; Viridiplantae; Streptophyta; Magnoliopsida; Fabales; Fabaceae
Product: tetrahydroanabasine acetyltransferase
Source: RefSeq, a predicted model, not a curated record
GCAUAGAGAUAUUACGUUUCUCGAUGAUCAAAUUCAAAUUUAUAGAGAUCGACUACUCCCACAUUUCAAAUCAAACAACACACAACUACAUACUUUGAUCUUUAACCUACCAUAAUUUUGUAUGGCACCUCAAAAGGAACCUUUCAAGCUUACCUUGAAAGAAGUUGUACUCAUCAAACCAUCCAAACCAACACCUUCUUCCAUUCUUUCUCUGUCUACACUUGACAACAUACCCGAUCUUAAUAGCCUGUGCCAAACCGUUCAUGUAUACAGAUCAAGAUCUACAUUUCAUGAUUCUGAACUAGGUUGCCCUAAUGACCAACUACUACAAGACCCUGCUCAUGUGAUCAAAGAAGCACUCUCAAAGGCUUUGUUUUAUUACUACCCUCUUGCAGGUAGGUUACUAAAGAACACUGAUGGGAAGCUUAGAAUCAAUUGCAAUGCAGAUGGUGUUCCAUUCUUGGAAGCAAAUGCUAGUUGCCACCUUUCUUCUAUUCAUUACUUGGAUGGCUCUAACAUGGAAAGUGCAAAACACUUGGUGUUUGAUCUUCCUACUUAUGAUGAAAGUGGCUACCCCUUGGUGUUCAAGGUGACAAAGUUUCCUUGUGGUGGCUUCACAAUUGGAAUGGGGCUGUCACAUGCUGUUUGUGACGGUGUUGGAGCCUCUCAAUUCUUGAGAGCCAUCAUUGAUUUUGCAAGAGGGAAAAAAGAGCCCGCAGUGAAGCCUGUGUGGGAGAGAGAGAGGCUAGUGGGAACAAUCACCAAACAGCCCUUGCAAAUUGAUUAUGUGGAUGAGACUUCAGCUGCAGUUUCACCUUUUUUGCCAACAAAACUUCUCAUGCAUGAGUGCAUCAAGGUGGACAGUGAGAGCAUCACAAGGCUCAAGAUGAGUUUGAUGAAGGAAGGUGACAUUGGUGAAAGCUUCACAGGUUUUGAAUCACUUGCUGCAUAUGUGUGGAGGUCAAGAGUUAGGGCCCUAAAACUGAGCCAUGAUGGGAGGAUUAUGCUGAACAUCACAGUUGGGGUGAGAAGACAGAUGCUGGAUCCUCCUUUGCCUGAAGGGUACUAUGGGAAUGCAAUUGUGGAUGCUGAUAUUAUCUUAACAGUGAGGGAACUCAAUGAAAAGCCACUCCAUGAGGUUGUGAGGCUCAUCAGAGAAAGCAAGAGGGUUGCUUGCAAUGUUGAUUAUGUGAGAAAAUACAUCAACACUUUAGAGACGGAACAAGAGGAUUUGGAUGUUAAAGGAAGUGGUGCAUUCUUCACUAUGACUGAUUGGAGGCACUUGGGGUUCUUGGAAAAUUUGGAUUUUGGAUUUGAGGAACUUGUGAAUACUGUACCUGCUCCAUGUGACAUGUUUGGGUCGGUUGAUUUGUGCAUUUUCUCUUCUCUUAGCAAAUUGGAUUCUUCUAUGAAAGGAGGGGUUAGGAUUUUUGUGUCCCUCCCUUGUGAUGCCAUGAUCAAGUUCAAGGAGGAAAUGGAGGCUCUAAGCUUUUUCAAUUGAACACUUACUAUAGGUUCAACAAAUGUAACUUGUUCUUUUUCCAACUACUUCCCACGUUGUAUGAAUGUAAGAUCAAUCUCUUUUGAAAAUAAAUGAUAUGGUUAUGUCCAUUGUAUA